Oncorhynchus nerka (sockeye salmon) is the source of this 4537-nucleotide messenger RNA. RefSeq names its product out at first protein homolog. The transcript is spliced from 4 exons. NCBI's taxonomy places the organism in Eukaryota, Metazoa, Chordata, Actinopteri, Salmoniformes, Salmonidae. The record is from RefSeq and is a predicted model, not a curated record. Bases 396 to 1220 code for a protein of 274 amino acids.
GGAAGUGACGGGAACGGGAUAGUAAACUCAAAUGAGGACUUCCAAUUUUUCAUGAAGGCUGCCACAAUAUAAGUCUGGUUAAAGUCGUCUGAACGAAGAGCGCAAAUGUUACAGUAGCCUAAUGAUUGUGCGCAAGAACGUUAUAUUCACAGACGUCAGAAACGCUACAAUGUAUCAGAAUAUAGAAUGUACUCGGGCGACACAACGAUCAAUGCGGGAUGGUAGCCACCAACAUUUGCAGAGAUUUCACAAUACUGAAUUAAAUCUGUGGAUCAUAGAUUGAACUUUAUGCAGACUUUUCAGGACUUUUCGUUGAUUUGGAAAUAUUUGCGACCGAUUUCAAGAUGAUUUACAACGAGGGUAGUAGACAGAUUUUUAAUAGUUAAAGUUAUUCCAUGAGUUUCAGAAUGUAUGCAAGUGAGAUAUCGCCACCAGUUCGGAUUUCUCUGCUAGUGGUAACUCUUGUAUCGCUUGGGAUUUGUUCAGAACUAAAAGUACGAGUGCGUUUAAGUGAUGGACUAAUUGGGGAGGAGAUUUUGGACGCCAACCGUGAGAAUGAUGACAUUACAGUCGAGUUCAAGCAAGGAGAUGGUACUCAUAUUACUGUGGUAUUUGAUUUCAAACGGGAUGUGAGGAUCGUCCGAGCUCUGAUCCUGGGGGAGCCAGAGCGAGGCCAGAACCAAUACCAGGUGCUGUGCUUUGUCUCGCGCCUCGAUCACCACGAGAUCAUUCCCACUGAGUCCAUGGCUCGCCUCAGACAGAAGAACCCCCACUUGGUCCGCACGGCAGAGGAGAAGCGUGGGGUGGAACACCUCCACAUGGACAUGGUGGUGAACGUGAGUCAUGCAGGGCACCUCAACACACUCAUCCACAACGUGUGUAAGGAGGCCCAUGAGGGGUUUUAUACCCGGACAGCUGACACCAAGCAUUGGCUGGAUAAAGGAAUAGAGGCCAUUGAGUUUGAGCCCCUGCCCCAGACAGUGGACGUCUCUGGUCUGCAGCGAUGCCCCUCCACUCUGGACCUGUGGCAGCCAUGCUUCUGCAGCUAUCACCUACGUCUGGAGUGGCUCCCCUGCCUGCUCAAAUACUGCCGCAGCCGCCGGGGCGCGGCUGGAAGGACCAACCCGUACAAGUGUGGCAUCAGGAGCUGCAGCAAGGGCUACCGCUUUGACUACUACGUCCCCCAUAAACAGCUCUGCCCAUGGGAUGAGGAGACCUAGAGCAGCUGGUUUUGCCCUUAGUUCUUUCCUAGAUGGCAUUUAGCCUACCGUGCACAUCUGGACUGAGCAUGGCAGGGGAUUGGCAAGAGGCCUUGAAGUGUAUACAGAGUAUACCAAACAUUAGGAACACCUUCCUAAUAUUGAGUUUUUCCCUCCGAAAAGCCUCAAUUCAUCAGGGCAUAGACUCCGCAAGGGGCCGAAAUGUUGACUCCAAUGCUUCCCACAGUUGUGUCAAGUUGGCUGGAUGUCUUUUCGGUGGUGGAUCAUUCCUGAUACUCACAGGAAGCUGUUGAGCGUGAAAAACCCAGCAGCAUUGCAGCUCUUGACACAAACCGGUGUGCAUGGCACCUACUACCAUACCCUGUUCAAAGGCACUUAAAUCUUGUGUCUUGCCCAUUCACCCACUGAAUGGCACACAUACACAAUUCAUGUCUCAAUUGUCUCAAGGCUUAAAAAUCCUUCUUUAACCUGUCUCCUCCCCUUCAUCUACACUGAUUGAAGUGGAUUUAACAUCAAUAAGGGAUCAUAGCUCUCACCUGGAUUCACCUGGUCAGUCUAUGUCAUGGAAAGAUCAAGUGUUCUUAAUGUUUUGUACACUUGGACUUACACUAACUUAUUUUCAGACAGAAGAGUGUCUCUGACUUACCACCAAGGUAUUUGGAUUCAACCAGACAGUAGCAUAUCUAUUGUAACCAUGUGUUUUUAAUGUUGGAUGUUUCCUACAGUGGUGUGUUGAGUCCAUAUAUAAUAAUACUUUUCCUAAGCAUGCAAGUGUCUGUAUUAGGGCAGCUAGACAGGAGCUUAAUGGGGGAAAAUUGACAAUGUGAAAAUGGUAAUAUCGCCCAACCUAGAUGGAAUUGCCCAUGCUACUAUGGAUGAAUGUUUUGAUUUGUUCAGUGCUCCGUUGGGGUCAAAUUGGAUGGUGAAUCUGCUCAAGAGAAAACAUUCAUCCAUGGUAGUGAAUGAAUCACUUAACUGAUGUAGUUUUUAUUGACUUAAUGCAAAAUAAAGCCAUUUAUUUACAUCCUGUUAAAAGAACUAGGGUAUUGAAACAGUACGGUCUGUAACCAAUAUCCACACUCUUGCCUUGAACUAUAGGGACCAAUUUUUGGGCUCGCUGGAAGGGUUUUUUCAUUGCUGUCAAAUACAUCAGCGUGUAGCAUCAUAUGCAGACACUGACUUAAGUCAUGUUUAUACUAUAGGUAUACAGAAUAAAGUGAUUAACUGUGAGUAUUGUGCUGUCAUAUUCAUGGUGGUAUGAGAUAUUCAUCAGGCAACUUAUAUCUGGGAACUUCUCUGUUCUACUUUUUGUCAAUACUUUUUUUUACCUCUUUGAUCAACAAUAUAUUUUCAGAUUUACUAUCUUGUUGUGAUAAACCCGAAGACACAAACUAGUGGACUGAAAAGUUUAUGUAGUCUUUCUGUCCUUUAUAUAUUUAUUCAACUUUUCAAACGUAAUGUCCAAAGUGCCAGUGAUUAAGCUUGUACUGGAGAUUGCUGUUCUGCAUGUCAUUGGUACAUUAUGAUAACUGCUCAUGUGUCUCUCUGAGGGAAGAACUGUUACAAACAAAAGUGAUUUUUCAAAAAUGGACCUAAAGCAUACGUCCAGGAACAAAACAUAAACAUUUAUUUUUUAAAUCUAUAAAUUAUUGGUUGAUGGUAAGUGCCUUAACUUGUCACUGUGUUGUUUGAUUUGAAAGUAAUUAUAUGGUUUUAAAUGUUUUAUGUAAAAAAUCUGCAGUUGAAGUUCAAAAAUGUUUCCUAAAGGUGUCUAACUUUGACAAAUGAAAAUCCUUAUUAGUCUUUAUACUAGGCCUAAUGCUUCUUCUGUUGGGUGUCAUAUUUGCAAAGCUGGAUUUGUGGGCAUAUUAACAUCAUAAUGCACAAUAUAGACAUCUAAAACCCCAAGAAUACAGUGUCCUCCAUCAUUAUUAAAUGGAAUAAGUUUAGAACCACCAAGACUCUUCCUAGAGCUGGCCAUCCGGGCAAACUGAGCAAUUGGGGGAGAAGGGAGGUGACCAAGAACCCGAUAGUCACUCUGAAAGAGCUCUGGAGGUCCUCUGUGGAGAUGUGAGAACCCUCCAGAAGGAGAACCAUCACUACAGCACUCUACCAAUCAGGCCUUUAUGGUAGAGGGCCCAGACAGAGGCCACUCCUCAGUAAAAAGAAAGUGACAGCCCGCUUGGAGUUUACCAAAAGGCACCUAAAGACAUUCAGGGACAAGUCUCUGGAUGUGCUUGAGUGGCCCAGCCAGAGCCCAGACUUGAACGCAAUCAAACAUCUCUGGAGAGCCCUGAAACUAGCUGUGCAGAGACACUCCCCAUCCAACCUGACAGAACUUGAGAGGAUCUGAAGAGAAGAAUAGGAGAAACUCCCCAAAUACCAGUGUGCCAACUUUGUAGUGUCAUAGCCAAGAAGACUCAAUACUGUAAUUGCUGCCAAAGGUGCUUCAACAAAGUACUGAGUAAAGGGUUUCAAUACUUACAGUAUGUAAAUGUGAUAUUUCUGUUUUUUAUUUUUAAUAAAUUAGCAAACAUUUCUAAAAACCUGUGUUUGCUUUGUCAUUAUGGGGUAUUCCGUGUAGACUGAGGAGGGAAAAACUAUUUAAUACAUUUUAGAAUAAGGUUGUAACGUAACAAAAUGUGGAAAAAGUUAAAGGGUCUGAAUCCUUUCCGAAGCCACCGUAUACAUAAUGCACAAAUAUCCAUUGUGGAGUUUGACUGCCCUCUGGUGAUCACUGGACUGAAGGUUGCCUGACAAAAUACAUUUAGGAGACUUGACAGCUUUAUGAUAGGCUUAGCCUGUAGCUAAAUUAUAAGUCAUAGUUUUUUAGAAACUUUCUUACACGGGUCCGAGGUUGAGCACUGUUCCAGAUUUCCUUAUGGUGUAUGUGUGUGCACGCACAUGUGCGGAGGAGCAAGGCAGCUGCUUACUCCGCCACCAGGGCCAUUCUCCCACUGAACAUCAAUAUUCUCUUUAUCUGUUUUAAGAUUGACCAAAAUAAUUUGCAUGAAGGUCUUCGUGUGUCCCAUGCCUUCUUUUCUUCAUGUCAUUCAGGCAGACAGACCUGUGGUUGUGGCAUCCUCUCAAAACAUACUAGCACAAUGUUGUCUUGUAGUGAAAAGAAGCAGAUGAUAAUGCACUUCGAACCAAACCUGUCAUAACGUUUUAUACAGUUAUAACAUGUUAUAAAUGCUAAUGAACUGUAAUGCUUACAAUGCCUGUAAGUGCGCAUGUUUAUAAAUGUUUACAAAUAACGAAAUGGACAUUUAUUGAUAAUUAAAUACAGCUUAUUCAUGAAAUGUAUUAAAAAGUGU